This is a messenger RNA of Sardina pilchardus (European sardine), 2660 nucleotides long. RefSeq names its product UDP-glucuronosyltransferase 2A1-like. The record is from RefSeq and is a predicted model, not a curated record. Gene Ontology annotation, molecular function: UDP-glycosyltransferase activity. The transcript has 3 exons. Lineage: Eukaryota; Metazoa; Chordata; Actinopteri; Clupeiformes; Clupeidae. Bases 292 to 1896 code for a protein of 534 amino acids.
UCUGUAUGUGCAGUGGAGGUGGCAGCUUGGAUCUCUCCUGCACAAUAGCGACUUGACCUCGCUGCCGUGCUCUGGAGGUGGACUACGAAUUACGAAUAUCCAAAACACUAUUUAUGCCUCUGAAGACAAGCUUGUGGAGAGAUGGUUCUCUCUCUGAUUUUUCUUUGCGAAUACUCUGGACUUGCCCUUCGGACUUGUUUAUCCUGAUUACUGGAGCUCAAGAGGUCCACGGCUACUAUAACACAUUCUGCUCUCCGUCAACUCUCUGAGCAGUGUAAGUGCUGGAUCAGGAUGCUGUGGACCAGGAGGCUGUGGAUCAGGAUGCUGUGGCGCAUGCUGCUGGCUCUCUCGGCGCUGUCUGUCUGGCUCCCUGGGGCCCGAGGAGGGAACGUGCUGGUGUUCCCCGUAGAUGGCAGCCACUGGGUGAACAUGAAGGUCAUCGUUGAGGAGCUGCACUCCCGAGGCCACAGCAUCACUGUAGUGCGAGCCUCAAACAGCUGGCAUAUUAAAGAGGACUCCCCCUACUAUACCUCACAUACCAUUGAAAUGGGUCUGUACCAAGACAGUGUUGUGGAUGAACUGGCAUCUACACUUCUGCAGUUGCGGAUGGAAGGCAGGUCCUUCUUUAAAGACAUGGCGCUGGGAAACUCAGUAGUAGAAAGGUUCUCUGAGAUGCAUCGGGACAUCUGUACAAUGGUGGCCACGAUAUUUGAAGAUGAGCAUCUGAUGCGGUCGCUGCGGGACGCUAAAUACGACCUGGUUCUCACAGAUCCUGCUUUUGGGGGCGGAGUGUUCUUAGCGCGCCGCCUUGAGCUGCCGCUGGUGUUUAACGUGAGAUGGACCGUCCACGGCGAGGCCCACUUCGCCAUCGCUCCCUCCCCUCUCUCCUACAUUCCUUUCCCAGGAGCUGAGCUCACAGACAAGAUGACCUUCUCUCAGAGGGUUGGGAAUAUCAUUACAUUCACUCUCAGUCACUUCAUGUACAAAAGAAUGACUGAUACUCACUAUACAGCUCUCUGUAAACAGUUCUUUGGGCCUGAUGUCGACUACUUCUCCUUGUUCCAGGAUGCUGAUAUCUGGCUCAUGAGGAAUGACUUCACCUUUGAGUUUCCACGCCCAACCAUGCCCAAUGUGGUCUACAUGGGUGGGUUCCAAUGCAAGCCUGCUAGACCACUUCCUGUUGACCUGGAAGAGUUUGUCAAUAGCUCUGGGGAGCAUGGGGCCAUUGUUAUGUCCCUGGGUACUUUGUUUGCUGAGCUCCCCAGUGACAUCGCAGAGGAGAUUGCGGCAGCUUUUGCUCAGCUUCCCCAAAAGGUCCUCUGGAGAUACACAGGGCCCAAGCCCUCGACUCUUGGCAACAACACUUUACUAGUGGACUGGCUGCCCCAAAAUGACCUGCUGGGACACCCAAAGACUAAAGUGUUUGUAGCCCAUGGGGGCACCAAUGGUGUCCAAGAAGCAAUCUACCAUGGUGUCCCGAUACUUGGCUUGCCCCUAGUGUUUGAUCAGCCAGAUAACCUGUCCAGAAUGGUGCGAAGAGGAACAGCUAAGGUACUGGACAUUGCCACUCUGGACAGAGCAGAGCUUGUGGAGGCACUAAAGGAGGUGCUGUAUGAGCCGUCCUACAGGGAGAACAUGCAGAGGCUCUCCAGGAUCCACCAUGACCAGCCCAUGAAGCCUCUGGACCGUGCUAUUUUCUGGAUCGAGUUCGUCAUGAGGAACGGAGGUGCCGGUCACCUGCGCACCCAGUCCUUCAGGAUGUCCUGGAUCGCUUAUCACUCUAUAGACGUCAUUCUGACUCUGCUCACGGCUCUGCUGCUCUUACUGUUGAUUACGGUCCUGGCCAUCAAAAAAUGCUGUUCACUUUUAUUCAGAAAGAAACUUAAAAGUGAGUAAUGAGUAAUUGAGUAAUUUUUAUUCAACAAUGUCACAGUUACAUAGCCCUUGGUGAUUUCUUUCCAAACACUUUUGUCAUAUUUUUGUAUUAGCUUGUAAUUCAGAAAGACACUUUUAUUCAGAAAGAAAGUCAGAAGUGAGUAAUGCUCAAUAUGGGGUUCCAUGGUUAUCAUACUGUACGUACAGUGUGGUUGCUCAUUAACAUGUAACAUAGCAAUGCUGUCACUACAUAACAUCAUCUGCAGCUUACUGGGGCUGCAACGAUUAAUAUUAUUUGUUAACUAUAUCAGUUGGCAACUAUUUCGAUAAGCAAUUAUUAGGCUUGUAUCAUUUUUAAGGACAAUACAUGAAAAUUCUCUGAUUGAAGCUUCUUAUUUUCUUUUCUUUUCACAUUAGUGUAUGCUAUUGAAUUUAAUUAAAUGGAAUGGAAUGCCUUUAUUGUCAUUGUACUUUACAAUACAACGAAAUUAGGAGCGCUACUCCACUGGGUGCACAGAAUAAACACAAUAAAUAAUCAUUACAGCACACAUAAAACAAUAACAACAGUAAAAGAGCAAUGAUCAGAUAAGUGCGAGUAUUAAAUUGCAGGAGGUGACAGUAAUUGGCUGGAUUUACUAUGUGAUUAUUUGAUGCAUAAAGUCAGUGAUGGACAGACAGUAGCUUGAAGCGAAGCCCAGUCCUUCCCCUUCAUAUAAAUCGGCUGUUUUGGCAGGACUGGAUGUGUCUUUUAGGAACUUGUAAAUAAACAGAACAUGUGAAUCCAG